Molecule: messenger RNA, 698 nt
Organism: Ilyonectria robusta
Lineage: Eukaryota; Fungi; Ascomycota; Sordariomycetes; Hypocreales; Nectriaceae
Exons: 1
Coding region: 1-522 (173 amino acids)
Source: RefSeq, a predicted model, not a curated record
AUGAACCACAAGUCCACAGCGGCGCUUCCAUCACGUGAUCCACUUCUCCAACAUCCACGGUCUCGACUCCUGUCAGGCUCCACUCUGCCGUCCAUCAUCGUACGACUUCCCCGUCAGCAGCUCCAUGUCGAUGCGCAACAUGACCCUUGGCGUGCGCGGAGAGUUUGGACUUCAUGGAUGCCAAGGCACUUGCCCCGAAAGGUGUCGUGUCGGACUUUUGAUAGGGAGCCGCUUCUCGACGUUCCUCGCGCCACCCCGAUCCGCCGUCCUCGCCACCGAGAUGCUGGCUGGGAGGUCGACCGAGUAUGCCCGCUUCUGCUUGCCGGCUUGACGGUGGGCCCCCGGUUCAGCGAUGUCGAUCGACCCCUGUCCCCGAACUUGAUGAUCCUCGCAAUCUCCAUACCGACCGUCACUCUGGAGCCUCGUCGACGCUGCAAACUCCCCGAACCGAGACCGGAUACCGCUGCGCUUGCGGCACGGCCCGCGCCUGGGCCAGCUCACCGCUCCCCUGGGUCGGACUAAGCUUGGGUGCCUGUCCUGUGUCCUGAGCUAAGGUCGGUAUUUGGGUCGGUGGGGAAUUGGGGAUCUGGGACCUUGAUGGCAUGUCGAGGGCUUGCCUAUGUCAAGGCUAUACUUACCCCUUGGUGUGUUUGGCUGGCAUGGUUUGGUGACAUGUCAUCUAGCUGGCCCAGUCCCCG